Racocetra persica is the source of this 171-nucleotide messenger RNA. The record is from the annotation of a GenBank genome assembly. NCBI's taxonomy places the organism in Eukaryota, Fungi, Glomeromycota, Glomeromycetes, Diversisporales, Gigasporaceae.
UUAGUACAGGCAAUAAUGAACCACCACAAACAAGUAAAGAAGAAAAUGAAAACUUACCUUUAUCAAGUAACUGGUCAGCUAGAAAGAUCAAAUGCACAAGUGAAAUAUCCAACAAUAAGAUCGUUAAAAGGUUAUCUAAUAGAUCUAACAAUGCUAAUGCAAAGAAUCAAU